Molecule: messenger RNA, 1145 nt
Organism: Herpailurus yagouaroundi (jaguarundi)
Lineage: Eukaryota; Metazoa; Chordata; Mammalia; Carnivora; Felidae
Gene: ALKAL2
Product: ALK and LTK ligand 2
Exons: 6
Coding region: 79-510 (143 amino acids)
Biological process (GO): positive regulation of ERK1 and ERK2 cascade; positive regulation of ERK5 cascade
Molecular function (GO): receptor signaling protein tyrosine kinase activator activity; receptor tyrosine kinase binding
Source: RefSeq, a predicted model, not a curated record
GGGGACAGACGCCGGGACAGUCGCGGGGACAGACGCGGGGACAGAGCGCCGAUCUCCCUGCGGCCGAGCGAGCGCACGAUGCGCGGGCCGGGACGCCCCCUGCUCCUGGGGCUGCUGCUGGUGCUGGGGGCGGCGGGGCCCGGGGUCGCUGCGCCCCGGGAGGCGGCCGACGGACAGACCCUGCUGCGGCUCAUCGCGGAGAUCCUGCAGGAGCUCCGGAAGGGCCAGGCGGGCGAGGCCAAGAGGCUGCAGCUCGCGGGCCGCAGGGAGGCCUCGGACUCCGCGCUGGACCCCGAGGAGCAGCGAGUGGAAAUCGUCCCUCGAGAUCUGAGAAUGAAGGACAAGUUCCUAAAACAUCUCACAGGUCCUCUUUAUUUCAGUCCAAAGUGCAGCAAACACUUUCACAGACUGUACCACAACACCAGAGACUGCACCGUCCCUGCAUACUAUAAAAGAUGUGCCAGGCUUCUUACCCGGCUGGCUGUCAGUCCUAUGUGCUUGGAGGGAUAAGCCGUGAACAGAGGGCAGAGGGACGGCAGCCCGUGAACCAUGAGAAGUGCCUUGGGAACCAACAGGGGACAGAACCUACUACCUUCACGAACACAUCCCCUUGUGAACAAGAGAUUUAUUUUUGCAGACAGACUCUUCCAUAAUUCCUUUAACUUGAGUUGUGUAUGUCGACACUGUUGGCAGAUAUGUAUUCAGCAAAUCAGCGUACCUGACGUUAAUACUGGCCACUUGUGAUUUUGGAGAAAAGGAAGGAUCCACGCUUGAUGAGCAGGGCUACAAAGUGACAGAGAAAGCGAUUUCCUUUUCCUAAUUAGGUGAAAUCUCAAAGAAUAUUUCUUUAGAAACAUAAACAGAAUCCGAAACUAUAUUUUCAUACAGCAUAUGGUAUGAUUUAAUAUUUUUAUUACUUUUACAAUUAAAUUCCCAGAGUAUUAUUUGGAAUUGCAUGAAAACCCACAAAACAACGUGUCACGUUUUGGAGACAGUGGAGUGUAAAUCUGUGAACAUACCCAGGCUCAUUUCAUUUGUCCUUUGUACAAUAAAUGUAAGAUAGUAUCCAGAUAUUGUGCAAUAUGUAAAUACUGUAAAUGCUGAAACAAGUAAUAAACAGUGUUUAUUAUAAUGAAGUCUUAAAA